UAGUCGCUCCUCCUUCCACCGAAGCACCCGAAUCCGAUACCCGAAAUCUAAGUGUUUAGCGACCUAACUUCUCGUUCGCCUGAGAUGGUGUUAUUUCUCAUUUCACUCUCGGCUCUGGCUGCCAGUUAACAGAUCCCUCAAGGAUUUCUCUGAUUUCGACGUCGAGUGUAAAGGCAUAGGGGAGCUUUACUGCAAGACCAACUCAUCAAGCAGGGCCGAAAGUUGGCCUUAGUGAUUCGACGAUGUCGAGUGGAAGUACCCGCGCUCUUUCGCUAUUAUCAAAGAGGUUGUAUCUACAACUAGAAUCUAUGCCGAUGGCAUUCAGGGGUCAUUGGAGAUCAUACAACUCGAAAAUAGACCUGAAGAAGCUUAGGCCAAUGAUACUCAAGAGAAUUGAGAAUCGAGCCAAGGAUUAUCCAGUGCCUGGAAUGAUUCCAGUGGCUGAAGAGGUUCUCAAGGCCAGAGAACUGCUUUUCCAAGGAGUCUUCACCCUUCUCAAACUAUUCCCCAUAGUUGCUUGCAAGUUUUGUCCAGAGGUAUACAUUGGUGAGAAAGGUCAUUUAAUCCAGACUUGCCACGGAUACAGGCGCAUUGGAAAGAAUCGGGUUCAUGAAUGGGUCCAUGGUGGCUUGAAUGACAUAGUUGUCCCUGUAGAAGCUUUUCAUAUGCACAACAUGUUUCAGGGUGAUUUCAAACACCAGCAAAGAUUUGAUUUCGAACGUGUUCCCGCAAUCGUGGAGCUUUGCAUGCAAGCAGGAGCAGAUGGAACAGAUGAAAUCUUGAGAUCUGGUUCAUUAACCACCGAAGAAAAAUCUUGUGGUGGAAUCAGUGGAAUCGAGUCUUUGUCCGAUGAUGAUAUAAGGGUGGUAGCAAAUGGCACCUUGAAGGCAUGGGAGAGACUUAGAUCCGGUGUUAGGAAGCUGCUCACGGUCUAUCCUGCAAAAGUUUGCAAACAUUGUUCCGAAGUUCACAUUGGGCCAUCUGGCCUUCAAGCUCGUCUUUGUGGAGUAUUUAGUUAUGAGAGUUGGCGUGGCUCCCAUUAUUGGAUAAAGGCCAAGGUUAAUGACUUGGUCCCCCCAAAGAUGGUGUGGCGGCGACGGCCUCAGGAUCCAAAAGUGCUUUUGAACGAAGGUCGGGAUUACUACGGGCAUGCACCAGCGGUGGUUGAUCUGUGUUCAAAAGCAGGUGCUAUUGUUCCAAGCAAGUAUUUAUGUAUGAUGAAAGUGAAUGGCUUACCUGGACCUAAUACCUAUUACUAGAUAUUUGUAUAGGAA
This is a messenger RNA of Hibiscus syriacus, 1274 nucleotides long. Its product is annotated as APO protein 4, mitochondrial-like. Lineage: Eukaryota; Viridiplantae; Streptophyta; Magnoliopsida; Malvales; Malvaceae. The record is from RefSeq and is a predicted model, not a curated record. The transcript has 3 exons. Gene Ontology annotation, molecular function: RNA binding. The coding region runs from base 243 to 1259 and encodes 338 amino acids.